CAUUUAUUCAGCCCUAUCGGCAAUACUUUUUCCCUGGAAAAAGUUCUCUAGUUCGAAAAAUCGGCAUCGGCAAUACUUUUUUAAGGGAAAAAUUUCCAAGGAAAAAUUUCCCCAAUAAAAAUCCCUAUCGGCAAUGAAGUUUCUCCCCCGAAGUAUUUCUGUCUUUGUUUUGAUAGGGAACAGAUCUGUUAAACAAAAUAUGAAGCAAAAAAAUGGCGACCAACAAAAAACAAAUGGAAACUUUGGUUGAUUUGAUGGAAAAAAAUCCAGACAUUGCCUCCGGAUAUUCCAAAAAGAGUAAGGAGGAAGUAACCAGAUUCUGGAAAAUUGUUGAUCGUGAGCUUAACAGUACUGGACCACCUGUUAAGUCUAUAUUUGAAUGGAAAAAGGUGUGGAGUGAUAAAAAGAAGUAUAUCAAAAAUAAAAUGUCGGAAAACCUUAAAAUGAAGCACGGAACUGGGGGUGGCCCUUUCCGAGAGUAUAAAUUUUCUGCUUUGGACGAAGCAAUAAUUAAAUUAUGCGGAAUGACUCAAUCAGUUGAAGGUUCCUCGGGUUCUCGGCGAUUUGGGUUGCCGUCGUAUAUGUUGAACUCAGUAUAG
Messenger RNA from Eupeodes corollae, 599 nucleotides. RefSeq lists its product as uncharacterized. Lineage: Eukaryota; Metazoa; Arthropoda; Insecta; Diptera; Syrphidae. The record is from RefSeq and is a predicted model, not a curated record. The transcript has 3 exons. Bases 213 to 599 code for a protein of 128 amino acids. Gene Ontology annotation, cellular component: nucleus.